AAAAGAUGCUCUGCUCGUACCCACGACAGGAUGGUGCAACGUGCUCGGUCCUCAUCGGUUCAGGUUACUUAUUUCCGGCUGACCUGUGCCGGCUUUACUUUUAUUUCUGGGCCUUCCAAAGUGAGACGAUGACGAAGAGGAAGAUCCACGUCCACCCGAGAGUACGUAGUAGAGCUAGAGACCUCCCCGGGGACGUUUUUGCACCGGAAAACGAAAAGCAAAAGCAUUAAACGCGCGCAGCUACUAGCUACGCGACCGUUAAAAAAAAAAAAAUGGCCUUCACGACCGCAUCGUCCGCGGGCAAAGUUUGCCUCGUCGUCGGCCUUGGGGGCCAGGGCAUCGGUGACCAUGUCGCGAAGAAAUUCGCGAAAGAGGGCUACCGGGUCGCGGUGUGUGCCCGGACGGAGAGGAACGUGCUACGACUGGCAGAAGAGAUCAACGCAGCAGCAGCAGCGGGUGGUAAUACUAAUACCAAUACGACCACUCCUGUUUGCAAAGCCUACACCUGUGACGCCGUGGAGAUGACUCAGAUGAAGCAAACCGUUGCAGAGGUAGUGAAGACAUUUGGAACCAUUGACACGGCGAUCUACAAUGCGGGCGCCGGUGUUUUCAAGCCGUUUGAUCAAGUAACGGAAGAAGAGUUCGACAUGUCGCUUCAGGUCAACUGCAAGGGGGCCUUUAACUUGGCGAAAUGCGUGGUGCCGCUGAUGGAGGGGAAAAAGACAGGCGGGGUGAUCGGGUUCACUGGUAAUACUAGUGUCUCCUCAUCGAGUUCGAGAUCGACUUUUAUUCGGGUUUGGUGUUUCACUUUGAUGUGCGGUGUGAUCUAGUGCUGUAGUCAAGUUAGUCUACUGUGUCUCUCUUAUGCAAAAAUUCCACCGGCGACAAACUGUGACAGUCUAAUAUCACACGACCUCCCAGGCGCGACCGCUUCGUGGCGCGGCAUGCCGUUCACCCCGGGAUUCGCUCCGGGGAAAUUCGUAUGAACUGCAAAAGUGUCUGGGUCUGGAGGGAUGCAGAGGUUUGUGAUGCAGCUUUGGCAUGACCCACAAGGGCUACCAUGCACGCCCCAGCAUCACAGGUUUUUAGAAGGUCUCUUAAUGCGUAAUCCGCAUGACAAAACCCUUCUUUCGCUGGCCAGAAAGGUGCAGCUUUUGGCUUCCAUGCAUGACAGAUUUUUGUGUCAUGUGAAAUGGAAUGCGCAUCACAAGUUCGCAUCCUUCCAGCCCCAGACACUUUUGCAUUUGAUAAUUCGCCUUGCGCGCGUUAUCCCAGGCCCUGGCGCGGGACCUCGGGCCGAAGAACAUUCACGUGUUUCUAUCCUAUGUAAAAACGUCCCCACGACGACGACCCCAUAGUCAAGAUGGGGAAUCGGCUAAACAAAUCCACAAGUUUUGGCUGUUUUGCAUGACAAAUUUGAACCCGUAGCUAGUGUAGUGGUGUUUGAGCUAGCUCAGCAGCAUCACAGAUCUAGUAUAUCAUGCUGCUUGGAGCCUGACAAAUUCCAACACAUGACUAGAGAAGGCUUUUAUGGGGCUCCGCAUGAGAAACAUUUCCAGCAUGCGGAUUUGCAUUACAGCUAUGGGCGUUUUCCAAUACGAUAGUUUCACGCCAUCAUUGAUGGGGUGGUGCAGAUGCCGAAGACAAAGGAUUGGAUGCCGAAUAAACCAGCUGAGCAGUUUUUGCCACCCGCGGACAUUGCGGACUGCUACUGGUUAUCCUGCUGUGCAAAAGUAUCGUACUCGUAUUGCAAUCAUGCAUUACAAAUCAUCUUGCUAAGAGCAAAUCAGCAUUACAAAUUUUAUUUCUUAUGCUGAGGAAAUUUGUAAUGCAUUUAGCCGAGUACGAUUCUUUUGCAAUGUAUACUGGUUUUUGAACCAGCAGCCGAAAAGUUGCUGGACGACAGAGAUAAAUCUCGUGCCCGGACCCGUGAUGGAUACCAUGGCGUCGAUUUGAGACGGAUAAAUAAAGUUCUGCUAGACUUCCUGAAGACCAACAUGGAUACACUACAGAAGGACAAGAAAUU
Molecule: messenger RNA, 2026 nt
Organism: Amoebophrya sp. A120
Lineage: Eukaryota; Dinophyceae; Syndiniales; Amoebophryaceae
Source: the annotation of a GenBank genome assembly